UCCUAAGACAUAAAGGUAGACUGGUCUUCAUCAGGACAGAAAAAUAGGACAGACAGAGAAGUGAAAAGCUGAAUGUUUUAAGAAAAGACAAUUAAGCUAAAAAAAAAAAAAGUUUUCUGUAUAGGAUCCCAACUGUAAUGGGAUAUAAGAAAGAGGAAAGGCAUAUCUAGUGAUCCAAUCAGAGAUGAGUGUUAAGAAUUUCAAGAGUCAAUUCCAAAAUUCCAGGUGUUCUAGGGCAAUGACUUUUGAAAGUGAGUCAAUGGGCAAUGGGAACCCUGAAGAGGAGACGCAUCAGGCAGAGGGGAAGACCGUAGCAGUAAAUGGCAAAGCAGAUAUCUCUGCAAAGCAAGAGGCCAAUGGGAAAUACGACAGGCCCCGAAAAAGGUUCACUUGGCAGGAGAUCCAGAGACACAACCAGAAAGAAGACCAGUGGCUGGUGAUUGACCGCAAGGUCUACAAUGUCACUGACUGGGCCAACAGACAUCCUGGCGGGCACCGUGUCCUCAACCACUAUGCAGGGCAAGACGCCACGGAUGUCUUCAGAGCCAUGCAUGAUCAUCUGGACAUUGUGCAAUUGUACCAGAAGCCACUACUCAUUGGAGAACUUGACCCAGGAGAACCCAGCCAGGAGAAAAACAAAAAUGCACAGCUGGUGGAAGAUUUCCAGGCACUGAGGAAGUCUUUGGAGGCCAUGAAGAUGUUCGAUAUCAACCUGGGAUUCUUCUUCCUCCAUUUCUGUCAGAUCAUUAUUUUAGAAACUCUGGCUUGGCUAACAGUGUAUCAUUUGGGCACAAGCUGGCCAGUAACAAUAUUCAUUUCCAUUAUCCUCGCAAUAUCUCAAGCCCAGUCUUUUUUACUGCAGCAUGACCUGGGACAUAUCUCCAUAUCUAAGAAGCUCAAGUGGAAACACCUGAUGCAACGAUUGGUGAUGAGUAAUUUCAAGGGCCUAUCUAUAGAUUGGUGGAACCACCGGCAUUUCCAACACCAUGUGAAAACAAACAUCUACCCCAAAGAUCCAGACGUUGAUGCUGGUGCACUUUUUCUACUUGGGAAAACACAUGCAGUCAAGUUUGGCAAGAAGAAAAUCAAGUACAUCAACUAUGAAAAGCAGCACUUGUAUUUCUGCAUGGUUGCAGUUCCUUUCUUCGUGCCUGUGUAUUUCAACAUGAGUAGCAUAUACUUUAUGUACCUCCACUGGUGUUGGGUGGAUAUUGCCUGGGUCGCCAGCUUUUACAUUCGGAACUUGAUCACAUUUGGACCUUUCUAUGGGAUCUUUGGAACCAUGUUGCUCAUACUUCUGGUCAAGCUUCUCGAAAGUCCCUGGCUGGCAUACAUCACCCAGAUGAGCCAUAUUCCAAUGGAAAUGAAUGAAGAGAAAAACGAACACUGGUUCAGCACUCAGGUCAUAGCCACCUGCAAUGCUGAACAGUCUUUUUUCAAUGACUGGUUCACUGGGCACCUGAACUUCCAGAUUGAGCACCAUCUGUUCCCUACUAUGCCACGACACAAUUAUCACAAAGUAGCACCUCUGGUGAAGUCACUCUGUGCCAAGCAUGGACUGCAGUAUGUGAAUAAGCCCUUGUUGAAGGCGUUUGGAGAUAUUGCCAGGGCCUUGAAGAAAUCCGGAGCCCUCUGGGCGGAGGCUUACUAUGAAACUUGAAACUGAUCAUCAACUUGGAAUUGUGUGACUUCCUGUGUCUGGAGAAAUCAGAAGCAAAGUCAAAGCUCUUCCUUUUUGGUGCCAUUGGCAUACCUGAAUAUUUCUGGAGUGUCAAUGCUGAAGACAUAUGAGAACCCAUUCCCUGAAGAUUUUUUUUUCAUUAAAUUAGAAGCAAAUAAAACUCAAGAUGACUUGGCCAGGGUGGUUAAUGGAAAAAUGAGAGUACGAUGUGCUUGGUAUCUUAUCAAAUCUAUUUUUAGCUUAAUAUGACUUUAUAAGUAAUUGAAUAAUGGCUUAUGGGACUAUAUGAUUACAGGGGUUUAGUUCCACAUCAUAUGCACCAUCAAAGUUCUGUGCCCCAACCCACCUCAAUUCUAACCCACCACAGUUUUGAUAAAGUGUUAGAGACUGUUUGAAUACUUUGUAUUUGAUGAGUGGAAGAAAGAUCACAUGUUUUGAUUCCCUCAGUUUUAUGUGUUUACUAUGAAAAUUUGUGUCUUUUACCUCUUUACUUACUUAAACACUACCAUCUUCAAUUUAGUCCUAAUAACAGGCCUUGAUCACAGCAUCUCAGUAACUGGGGCCUGGGUACAGGAAUCAAGGGAAAUAUUUUAUUUUAAUAAACUGAGCACAGGCAAAUUGUGCCAAAGGAGGAAAACUUUAACAGGAUUAUAUAUCACAAUUGUUCUUAAAAAAAAAAAAAGAAAAGAAAAAGAAACAUGUAUUUAAGAAGCUCCUGUUGAACUUUUUUUUGCUUAGCUUAAUUUUUGAAUGUAAUCUUAAUUCAACUUUAAUUUACAUGUGUUAACUUCUUUAGAAACUGAGUGCAAUUAACAAAAUAUCUUAAGAUGCUUCUAUAUCUGCUUCAAACUUGUGUAACUGUACUUGUAUGUCUUCGUAUAAUUAAGUGCAUUUAAACAGCCUCUGCAUUUUAAAAAUCUCUUUUAUUGGGGUGGAUUGGUGAAUUACAGUAGAUACAGUUGUUGGUACAUGUGUAAAAUUUACCAAUUUUCUGCAAAUAUUCUCACCUCCAUCCUAGAUUCUCCAUCAUCAUGGACCUGAACAGCCCCCUUCCUAGCCCCUUCCCAGAGUCCUUUACUUUGGUGCAAUAUACCAAGUACAUCCCAAGUUCUACUUUGUGUUUCCCCUUUUUGUUCUUGUUUCUCCACUUCUGCCCAUGAGUAAAAUCAUCCAUAUGUAUCCUUCUCUUUCUGACUUAUCUCGCUUAACAUAAUUUUUUCAAGCUCUAUUCAAGAAGAAGUGAGAAAGAUGAGUUCAUUCAGACCUAGUAGCAAACCAAUCAAGCCAAUUAAGGUGCAAUAUUUAAAGAUGAGUGUGCUCUGCCAAAAUAAAAUAAACAAUAAUCAUAAUGGACUUUUGCUGAGUCAUAAGCUUAUUUGCAUAACCCUUAGUCAACAGAAGUACUUUUUAUUUCACUGUUCAGUAACCUCGAUAAGAGAACAUGUGUUUGUGGACAGAGGAUAGAUAGCAUAAUGGUUACCCAAACGGACUCUCAUGCCCGAAGCUUUCAAGUGCCACGUUCAAUCCCCCAUACCACCAUAAGCCAGAGCUGAACAGUGCUCUGGUAAAAAAAAUAAUUAAUAAAAAUAAAUAAAUAAAUAAGAAUAAUAAAAACAUGUGUUUCAGUGUAUAACACUUAAUGGUAUGUAUAUACAUUCCUUAUAUUGGAGAGCUACUCUCUCCCCUGAUCCAUAUUUCUAAUCCUAUUCUCAACCCUGACACUAUCUUCCCAAAUAAAACUUUUAGUCCACCUUCAUGUUAGCUAUCAGGCUGACAAAAAUUGCUACAGUCAUGGGGCCCUUGGAACAUACUUAGAAUAGAUAAAACAGACUUCCCAUCUUCUUCCCACACAAAUACCCCCUCAUUCUAUCUGCUCUGUUCCUACCUUUGAGUUCCUUAGAGUUAUUAAAAAAUUUGUCCUACUUUAUAUCUACCCACUUUUCAGCCACCAAGUUCCACGUGCUACCAUGAUGCCAUCCUGAACUCCGUGGGCAGACCAACUCACCAAUGUGUCGUAAAACCUCACCUCUCCAGAGCUCUACCCCAAUAGGGAAAUAUAGAAACAGGCUGGAGACAUUCAUCCACAUGCUAAUGCUCAUGUCCUGUGGAAAAGCAAUUACAGAAGCCAAAACUCCUGCCUUGUGCACCCCAUAAAGAAUUUUGGUCCAUACUCCCAGAGGGAUAAAGAAUAGGGAAGCUUCCAAUGAAGGGGAUGGGAUAAGGAAAUCUGGUGGUGGGAACUGUGUGGAAUUGUAUCCCUGUUAUUUUACUAUUUUGGUAAUCAUUACUAAAUCACUAAUAAAUUUUUUAAAAGAAGCAUACUGUUGUAGACAAGUGUAUAUCAAGUAUAUCACUAUUUUUCAGGCUUAGUAUCAAUUAAACAUGUCUUUUUUAUUUUUAUUUUUUAGCAUGUCUUACAGUGAGAUCACUUCAGACAUCUAAAU
Erinaceus europaeus (western European hedgehog) is the source of this 4125-nucleotide messenger RNA. Its product is annotated as fatty acid desaturase 2-like protein FADS2B. Gene Ontology annotation, cellular component: membrane. Lineage: Eukaryota; Metazoa; Chordata; Mammalia; Eulipotyphla; Erinaceidae. The transcript has 12 exons. Gene Ontology annotation, molecular function: oxidoreductase activity, acting on paired donors, with oxidation of a pair of donors resulting in the reduction of molecular oxygen to two molecules of water. Gene Ontology annotation, biological process: lipid metabolic process. The record is from RefSeq and is a predicted model, not a curated record. Bases 185 to 1660 code for a protein of 491 amino acids.